This is a messenger RNA of Betta splendens (Siamese fighting fish), 4410 nucleotides long. RefSeq names its product 1-acylglycerol-3-phosphate O-acyltransferase 3 (gene agpat3). The record is from RefSeq and is a predicted model, not a curated record. Gene Ontology annotation, molecular function: 1-acylglycerol-3-phosphate O-acyltransferase activity. Gene Ontology annotation, cellular component: endomembrane system; endoplasmic reticulum. The transcript is spliced from 10 exons. Bases 913 to 2046 code for a protein of 377 amino acids. NCBI's taxonomy places the organism in Eukaryota, Metazoa, Chordata, Actinopteri, Anabantiformes, Osphronemidae.
GAGGUGGUUAUAAGGCUGUUCUUUAAAAUCUGUAUUAACUUCUUGACCUUGAUUGGAAACAGAACACUAAGCAGAUCUUUUUAAUGAUAGGUCUAGCUGCACCAGCUUUUAUAGGCUUUGCUUCUGUUACAGCACAGAGAUGGGAGAAGAAAUAAGUAGUGACUGCAUGAGAAAAUGAAAACAAAGUUCAUGAUGUGUUUGUCUGAGCUGUCACACAGUUACAGUUUGCUGAGGAGCUCAGUUUUCUGCCUGAGGCCAACUGACACAUUGGAAUUGAAAUGUCUUUGUCUCCAGCAGCUUUCUAGUACACAGCUGUUGAUUUUGAUAAAACGAGUUACUGUAUGAAAACCAGUAGUUUAUUGAAUAAUAAUAUUAGACAAAUAGAAAUCUGCAAAUCUGACUUCGUAGAAACUGAAGAGUAUUUCCCCUACAAGUUCCAUUUGAGUUUUCUAUAAAGCCCUCACCUUCUUCCAUAAUGUACCAGUUGUGUAUUGUAUCUAACACUAACACUAACACUCUCUUUGGUUUUAAUGUUGCAGCCCCUCAUCUUUUUAGGGAAUACUACAGGAGCCCAAAAAAAUGCGCAGAAGUGUAACCUUAUCCCUCCCAGUCAGACUCUGUCAGUAGGAACAAAGGUCAGAUCUGUAGCACAAUGCACAGACAACUGUGGGUGUUUGCACUGCUAAUCAGAACCAUCAGAUUAUACAUGACACACACACGCGCAGUGUUCUGCCUCUAGAGAUUUGGAAACAUUUUUGAUGUUUUUUAGGCGCCGGUGACUGAAGUUCAGUGGAUGUGGGUGACUGUAGUAUUGGCUGACGGACCGUGUAAACGCGGCUUGUAAAAAGAUCCCACCGUGGUUGGUUUCAGUGUAUAGAGAGGAGCCUGUGCAGCUCUCCGGGCUCCUCAGCCAUGGCUCUUCUGGCCUACCUGAAGAGUCUGUUCAUCCUGCAGCUGCUGAUGGGCUUCGUGUUUGUGGUGAGCGGUCUCAUCAUAAACUUCAUCCAGCUUUGCACCUGCAUUAUCUGGCCAUUCAACAAACAGCUGUACCGCAGAAUCAACUGCCGGCUCUCCUACUCUCUUUGGAGUCAGCUGGUAAUGAUGCUGGAGUGGUGGUCAGGCACAGAAUGCACCCUAUACACUGACCAGGCUACGGUGGACAAAUUUGGCAAAGAGCAUGUCAUCAUCAUCCUCAACCACAACUUUGAGAUUGAUUUUCUAUGUGGCUGGACUAUGUGUGAACGAUUUGGAGUCUUAGGGAGUUCUAAGGUUCUAGCCAAACAUGAGCUACUGAAGGUUCCUUUGAUUGGCUGGACCUGGUACUUCUUAGAAAUAGUUUUCUGCAAAAGGAGGUGGGAAGAAGACCGAAAUACUGUCUUCAGAGGAUUGGAGAGGCUGAAAGACUACCCUGAAUAUAUGUGGUUCCUUCUGUAUUGUGAAGGCACCCGCUUCACUGAAAAGAAGCACCAAAUCAGUAUGGAGGUUGCACAGAGUAAAGGCCUGCCUAUGCUCAAAUACCACCUACUGCCCCGAACCAAAGGAUUCACAACCACACUGCAGUGUCUUAAGGGCACAGUAACCGCUGUAUAUGAUGUGACUCUCAACUUCCAAGACAAACAAACUCCCACACUGCUGGGCAUUGUCAAUGGGAAGAAAUACAAAGCAGACAUGUCUGUAAGGCGCUUCUCUGUGAAGGACAUACCAGAAGAUGAGCAGGAGUGUGCCAACUGGCUGCACAAGCUUUACCAGGAGAAGGAUGCUUUACAGGAGCUCUACAACAAGGAAGGCAAGUUCCCUGGACCCACAAUAAUUCCUCGUCGGCGACUAUGGACAUUGCUGAAUUUUUUGUUUUGGGCCACUCUGCUGCUCUCACCCCUCAUCAACUUUGCUUGUGGAGUGGUGGUUAGCGGCUCCCCCCUCCUCAUCAUUGGCUUCAUCCUCUUUCUUAUCAUCGCCUCCGUAGCUAUCCGCCGCCUCAUAGGUGUCACUGAGGUGAAGAAGACUGGCUCCAGUUAUGGCAACAAAGAGGCCAAGAAACAAAACUAAAGCGUGUCGCCCCUCCUCCUGUCCUGUGUACGGCCAUAUCUGUGCAGUCGCCGUGCGGUGUCUCACCCCUCCCCAACUCCAUUCUUCUCCUACUGUUGAGUCGGUUAGUAGGCUGGAGCAGAUGCCAAGUUGUGAAAAGACUAUAACGACCAGAGAGAGAAAUUUUAGUGGCCCUAGACAGACCGAGAGAGCAUGGAAGGUAUGGAGUCCAAGCCCUCUGGUGUAACACACAACAUACAGAGGAGAUGGAGUUCUGUAUUUCCUUGCAUCUUUUUUAAUCCAACUAGUCUGAUCAAGCCCCAUUUAAUCCCAGUAACACCUGAGGUUAAGCUCCUAACCUGUCUGAGGUCACACAGACGGCUAGUCAGCCCAUUUCCUGCUCUGCACUUCACUUCCUGUCACAGUCACCAGCCAAUGACAUGCUCAUGCUUGCAGAUCACAAACCAAUUUGUAUCAGAUCUUAAUCUUCGUUCUCCAUCUACGAGCGGGAUCAAUACAACAUUCUAUAACACGCAGGAUGUCUCACACACAUUUUCACAGAGUGGGACUUGUAAUGGGAACUGGUGCUUGGUGUCCUUAACCCUAAAGAGUCAAUUCACCAAAAUCAAAUCGCAAGACAUUUACCCUUUAACCUGGUUUUGUACGCUUAAUGUUGGGGAUAUUUGACACAUAGAUUUCCAAAGUAAAAAAGCAACUAUGCCAAGAACAAUUAUAUGAAUAAAACCAAGUUGCUAGUGGUGAUCACACCAGAAGCGAUCUCAGUUCCUAUGUAUAUUUACUGUUUUCGUGUAGUACAAGGUGCCCAUUUUAACAUUGUUUCUACUUUGGGGAUUCAUUUUAGUACCACAAAUGGGAGUCAAAUUAAACCCAGCGGACAUUUUGAAAUCUAAACUUCACUUUAUUUCCAGGGUUAGAUAACACAAGGGUAAUUGGGUAAAUUACUGUAUUAUUCUGAUCUAGGUGAGCCGGCUUGUUAACAUUAUGUUUUGGAAGCUGGUGUCCGUUUACAACAAAGGGCUCUGAAUGUGAAAACUGUCCUUAUCAAGGUUACCGCCCAUCUGUUACAGGUCUCAUUGUAGCCCACAGCACACGUUCCCACAGAUCCAUCCUCAUUCACCUUCUCCAGCCUCCAGUUGUUUUCAUGUAAAAGCAUAAUUGGACCAUCUCUGUAUCCAGGCGUGGUGUCCAUCCGUCUUCACGUAGCAGCUGUUGGCACGUGUUUUAUGUUUUUCAAGAUCUGGGCUGUAGUAGUGAUGUUUUAACCUUUGCCUUAACUCUAGCUUGCUCAGGCAAGGGAUUGCUUAUUCGCCACCAUGUUGAGACAACACCCAACACUUAGCUCUGAUGUUUGGAAUACUCCCUUUCCUUCCACUACAGCGUCGCAUUGGAGUAGGGAGCAGUCAUUUGCUUUAAAUUUCCAAAGGGAAUGUGUAAUUAAAAUCCCUUUCUCAGUCUUUGUAGUGGAAAGAUUGUGGUUCAUUGAAGGUGUCCCUUAUAAUGUGCUGAUGCCGUUACGCACUUUAGAGUCAGUCAUCCCAGCCGCGUUUGGAUCUCCUCCAGUUUGACCUUCUCUCUCUUUCCCUCUGCCCUCCCGUGCCACGUCGUAUACAUCCCAUUAUUUUGUUUUUUGCCGUCAUCACUCCACAUCAGCGGAUAUUUUACGUACUUUUUUCUUUCCUGUAGCGUUUGUUCAACUCGAUCAGAAUUCAUGCAAGCCUUAAUAGACAGUGCUGCUUAUUUUUUGUGUGAACAAUGUAGAAGCUAACUGAGCCCCUGUUGUAGUGAAGGAUGCAAAAUGUAAAAUUGUCCUCCAGUGCAACAAGCAAGUUGCUGGGAUUAGUUGCCAAGUAGCUUGUUGUAAAUACUUAAUCUGCAAAGCAAUGAGUAUUGGUUAAAGUGAGCUUUUGUGCGUCACAAACUGUUUGCAGUCAGUCCAUGUUUUUUACACCGAGAUACUUUGAGUUGCGUCACGUCCAAUGUUUGUGUAAAGCUUGCAGAUUGUAGCCUGUUACCGUUUUGUUUUCAAAGACCCCCUUGUUGUCUUUAAAUUCCGUUAUGCAGCAUCACAUACAGGUGCAAUUCAGUCUAGCCAGUCAUUCAGUAAAUUCUCUUUCCCAAAGCAAGAUCCUGAAAUUUUCAGGAUAGUAUUUAAAAGAACAUUGGACUUUUAUUCAUUAAAAAAAGAACUAACUUGUGAUUAUUGUUGUUUUUUUUAAUUUACUGGAUUUAACCAACAUCACUUUUUUUUCUCCCAAAUCUCGAAGCUAAAUCCAUUUUGACACCUCUCACAUCAGCUCAUGUUUUCCAAAGUUCUUAUGUUUUCUUCACUUAAACCACUUGAAUAUUAAAGAAUUUAAUCACAAA